This is a messenger RNA of Marchantia polymorpha subsp. ruderalis, 887 nucleotides long. The record is from the annotation of a GenBank genome assembly. Lineage: Eukaryota; Viridiplantae; Streptophyta; Marchantiopsida; Marchantiales; Marchantiaceae.
CUCAAUCAAUCAAUCAAUCCAUCAACCAAUCGAUCGAUCGUAGCUCGAGUCCACUGCUUCUCUCGAGGCCUCCUCAAGGCCAAACCAAAAUGAUGAGCCCUCGGACUCGGAGAUCGGCGAUGUGGUCUGCAAUUCUCCUGGGCCUCGCGUCGCUUCUGCUUUCUUCUUCUUCUUCUUCUUCUGCCUCUGCUCUCGCAGCGGGAGAUGUCUCGACUCGCUUGCCCGACGCCGCAAGCCUCAAACCCGAUCUCAACCUACCGUUGUGUGCGUACACGGUGACGACGGUGACGGGGAAGAAGAUCGGGGCGGGGACGAGCAGCGUGAUCAGCCUGAGGAUGGAGAACAAGGGCGGCGAGAGCGUGUUCUUCUCGGAGCUGGACAACGGCAAGAGGCACUUCGAGCGAGGGCACACGGACAAAUUCGACAUGAUGGGCACGUGCGUCAGCGACCUGUGCAAGAUGACGCUGUACACGGACGACUCCUGGGACUUCGGCGACUGGUUCGUCGACACCGUCGCGGUCUCGGUCGUCACCUCGCGCGGCUCCGAGAAGCGCACCUGGGACGUGCACUCCUGGCUGCCCCGCGACGACGAGGCCGCCGAGCUCUUCCUCACCGUCGACGACUGCCCCAAGUAGUGCAAUCCCUCCUUCUCCCGGGCUCUUAAAUAUUUAAUCCAUUUCCCCCCCGCCCGCCCCCUUCCAGCACUCUGAUUUGGCUUCCAUGGCCUCGAUCAGUCCAUACAGUGCGAGUUUCCAUAGUAAGAUAAGAUUUAGAGCAGCAGCAGCAGCAGCAGCAAAAAGCUGAUUGUUCUCGUGUGAUCAUGAGAUGCAAUGUGGCGUAAAUUGCAAGCGAGUUUUCAAUACAAAAUCGUAUGGCCGAUCUCUUCU